This is a messenger RNA of Notothenia coriiceps (black rockcod), 1727 nucleotides long. RefSeq names its product G/T mismatch-specific thymine DNA glycosylase-like. Gene Ontology annotation, biological process: base-excision repair, AP site formation. Gene Ontology annotation, molecular function: uracil DNA N-glycosylase activity; pyrimidine-specific mismatch base pair DNA N-glycosylase activity. The transcript is spliced from 11 exons. The record is from RefSeq and is a predicted model, not a curated record. NCBI's taxonomy places the organism in Eukaryota, Metazoa, Chordata, Actinopteri, Perciformes, Nototheniidae. The coding region runs from base 138 to 1727 and encodes 529 amino acids. Gene Ontology annotation, cellular component: nucleus.
AAAGUUGACCAGCAGGGCUGUCAUGUCUUUGUUGCCUCUGUUGUGAAUAGAAGAGCGGCAUUUAUGGAAAAAUAACACUUACAUGUACAGAAGAAAGUAAAUAAAACCCUACCCACAACAGUCAAACCACCCAAAAGAUGGAGGACAAGCUGAAUGGAUUCCCUGUUGUGUCCCCGGAGUAUCUUCAGCAGUGGGUUCAGUCAGCACAGCAGUUUCAGGCUCUCCAGGCACACCAGGCACAAUAUUCAGGCUACGACCCCAACCAGCAGUCCCAUUACCCCGAGGGGCCGAACGGAGAGGCAGCCAUGGCUCACAUGGCGUAUCCAGAACCGAAGAUGGAGGAGCAGGAGCCGGAAAACAUCGCAAAACCCCCACCCAAAAAAAGAGGCAGAGCAGCUCAACCUAAGGCACCCAAGCCCCCAAAAGUCCCCAAGGCACCGAAGGAACCAAAGCCACCGAAGCCCCCUAAAGAACCAAAGCCACCGAAGCCCCCUAAAGAUCCAAAGGCACCGAAAGCCAAACCGGGCCCGAAGUCCAAGAAGGGAGCCGAGGUUUCAGCAGACGGAAAGCAAGAGAAGAUCGACGAGAGCUUCAAGAAGGUGAAGAGGAAACACGACCGCUUCAAGGGAAUGUCCGAGGAGGAAGUCAUGACCAAAACUCUCCCUGACCUGCUGGAUUACAACCUGGACUACGUCAUUAUCGGUAUUAAUCCAGGGCUGAUGGCAGCUUACAUUGGACGGUGGUUCCCGGGUGGUGGAAAUCAUUUCUGGAAGUGCCUGUUUCUGUCUGGAUUCACCAAGGAGCUUCUGAACCACACGUCCGACACCAUCCUGCCUGUCAAAUACAAAAUGGGCUUCACCAACAUGGUUGCCAGGGCGACGCCAGGCAGCAAAGACCUCUCAACUAAAGAGUUUCGUGAAGGAGGUCAAAUUCUCGUAGAGAAGCUGAGGAAAUACAAGCCUCUCAUUGCUGUUUUUAAUGGAAAAUGCAUCUAUGAAAUGUUCUGCAGGGAGAUGUUUGGUAAAAAACCAAAGAAACUAGAUUUUGGUCUGCAGCCGCACAAGAUCCCCGACUGUGAAGUGGCUCUGUAUCUGAUGCCUUCGUCCAGCGCUCGCUGUGCUCAGUUCCCUCGCGCUCAGGACAAAGUUCACUUCUACAUCAAACUAAGGGAACUCAGAGACGAGCUGAAGGGUCUCCAAAAGAGCAAAGAGAUCGAGGAGAUUGAUUACAGAUUCGACCUGAAAUUGGCCAAGGAGGAUGCCAAGAAGGCGGCGAUAAAGGAGGAGCAGUACGAUCCGGGUUAUGAGGAUGCGUACGGAGGAGCGUACGGAGAGCAAGGACCUGACGGAGAACCGGUCCCACCCCCGACCAACGGUCACUGCACAUUCUCCACUGCAGAAAACACAGACCUCUGUGUGGACGGACCUCUGUGUGGACGGAGCUCUGUGUGGACGGACCUCUGUGUGGACGGACCUCUGUGUGGACGGACCUCUGUGUGGACCUCUGUGUGGACCUCUGUGUGGACGGAGCUCUGUGUGGACCUCUGUGUGGACCUCUGUGUGGACCUCUGUGUGGACCUCUGUGUGGACGGACCUCUGUGUGGACGGACCUCUGUGGACCUCUGUGUGGACGGACCUCUGUGGACCUCUGUGUGGACGGACCUCUGUGUGGACGGACCUCUGUGGACCCCUGCCAACUGUCAGCGCAACUUACAUGGUGCCGUUUAG